Kogia breviceps (pygmy sperm whale) is the source of this 5801-nucleotide messenger RNA. It is a transcript of the gene PLEKHM3, whose product is annotated as pleckstrin homology domain containing M3. NCBI's taxonomy places the organism in Eukaryota, Metazoa, Chordata, Mammalia, Artiodactyla, Physeteridae. The record is from RefSeq and is a predicted model, not a curated record.
AGGAUGGUUGUGACAUUGCCUUGACAAGCACUUCCUCUUGUCUUUACAGAGGUCUCACUGAAGAAUAAUCUCAAAGGAAUGUUUGUCUCCCAGUACCUUUGUUGAUGACUGUUAUCAUCUAGCAGAUGCUUUUAAUGUCCCGGAAAACAUCAACUACCCUUGUGCUUGGCCUGCCCUGGGCAGCUGAAUGAAAGUUCCUUCCAGUUGUUUCCAGAACUCUGUUGCCCAAAACACCUCUCUUCGUCGGGUGAAUGUUCAUGAAGCCCUUUCCUGAACUAGCUUAGGAGGCUUAGGCCUCUUGGAGCCUGUGACAUGGAAGCUUUGGAAGUGGAUGAUAUCAGCCCAGCCCUGGAAGUUACUGAGGAUUUCUUUAGUACUUUUGAUAGUAAGCUAGAAAAGGCUGUGCAGCAAGCAGAGGUUUAUGGGAUUCAGGAAGUCCCUGAACUGGUGGGGCAUGAGGUCCUCGGUAACGUAGACAAUGGUGCUAUCAGAAAUGUCUCCUCCCUGAGCAAGGGAGGCAUGAUCUGGGACCAUUGUAAGACCAGGUUCUUAGAAACCAAAGCUCAAAAUGUCUUCCCUGCCAAAGAACAGUUUAUGGUCCAGAAAGGGACAACCCCAGACAAUCUGUCCUGGAUGGAACAAAAGGAAGCUUCAACCUUUGAUUUUUUCAACAUCUGUCAGCGUCGGAGGGACAGACCUCGUUCUGUGAAUGACUUAUUGGAUGAGACUUCUACUUUUAAGCCCGGCCACGCUCGAUCAAGGUCAGAUAUUACCCAGGUGGACUGGAGGGUGGUCCUCAAAACCAUGCCUCUGCAGCAGCAGCAACCACCAUCUCUUCAGGGCCCUCACCUCACCAGGCCGUCUUUUCUGUUGUCCUCAUCAAACAAGGUAGAAGAUGCUCAAGGAAAUAUGGAACACAAGCAGGCAUUCCCAAACAUUCUGAAAAAGGGUUACCUGGAGAUUCGGAAGGACCAUGACAGUUACUGGCAAAGCUGUUACGCAGAACUCUCCCCCUACAGCUUAUGCUUCUACAGCCUCGACAGCAGUGGGAAUCAAAACCUCUAUGCCACGUACCAGCUGUCACACUUCCAGAGCAUAUCUGUUCUGGGCAACCUCGAGGCCAGGCUGGUGGAUACUGUUCUGUAUGACAACACUCAGCUCCAGCUAAAGGCAGAGUCGCCAUGGGAGGCUCUGGACUGGGGGCAGAAGCUUUGGGAAGGUGUGCACGCCGCCGCGCCUGCUUACACGGGACGGCCAGAGGAGCUGGCUGACCCUCCGGGGCUCAGCCAUCAUGUCGACUGUCCACAGAAUCGUUGUUUGCAGAAGAAAUCCAGCGAGUUGCUCAUGCCAUCCCCUCUCUUGGAUAGCCCCAGAGAGUACCAAAACGUCCUCAGAUCGGGGACGCUGUACAGGCUGACCAUCCAGAACAACUGGAAGGCGUUUACGUUCGUCCUGAGCAGGGCCUACCUGAUGGCUUUCCAGCCCGGCAAGCUGGACGAGGAUCCCCUGCUGAGCUACAAUGUGGAUGUGUGUCUGGCCGUCCAGAUGGACAACCUGGAUGACUGUGACUCUUGCUUUCAAGUCAUUUUCCCCCAAGAUGUCCUCCGCCUCCGUGCUGAGACCCGGCAGAGGGCCCAGGAGUGGAUGGAGGCUCUGAAGACAGCUGCCAAUGCGGCGAGGAGUUCAGAACAAAACCUGCAGGUCACGCUGAGGACCAAACCCAAGGAUCAGAUGGGUGGGCGUGAACUCAGGAAGCACAAACGCCAGUCUGUGACCACCAGCUUCCUCAGCAUCCUGACGACUUUGUCUUUGGAACGAGGACUGACCGCUCAGAGUUUCAAAUGUGCAGGAUGCCAGCGAUCCAUAGGCCUUUCCAAUGGGAAAGCCAAGGUGUGCAAUUACAGCGGGUGGUAUUACUGCAGCAGCUGCCACGUGGACGACAGUUUUCUCAUCCCGGCCCGCAUAGUCCACAACUGGGAUACUUCAAAAUAUAAGGUGUCUAAGCAGGCCAAAGAGUUUCUGGAGUACGUGUACGAAGAGCCCCUGAUCGACAUCCAGCAGGAGAACCCCAUGCUGUACGAACACGCCGAGCCGCUGGCCACCGUGGUGCGCCUGCGGCAGCGGCUGAAAUCGCUGCGAGCCUACUUGUUCAGCUGCCGGGCAGCGGUGGCCGAGGAUCUGCGCCGCAGAAUUUUCCCCAGAGAAUACCUCCUUCAACAGAUCCACCUGUAUUCCCUCGCUGAUCUGCAGCAGCUGGCUGCUGCUUUCUCUGUCUCCAUGGGACCAAAGAUUUCAGCCAGGAGUUAGUUCAUAAGGGCAUUAAAGUCCUUUCAAAGUGAGACAUGUAAUGGUCUUUACACAGGCUUUCACAUUUGGCUGGGCAAGAUGGAGUAAGGAUAAAAAGGCACAUGAAGAUCUGGGGGAAGCUGAAAAUGGAUCUUGAGGCUUGAAUUCCUCCUAUGCGUUUGCUUAAGCCACAUUGCCUGAGCUUAGAAUAGAGAGGCAGGCAGUCUGUCUCCUUGGGAUAAGGAAGGAUUUGGAACUCAGCGACUGUGAGGUCUUGGCCCCUACUGUGUUUUCUGGUUUGUUUUGUUAGCAGGAGCAAGUUAUUCUAGUUUCUUGCUUCUGGGGUUUUCUUCUGCACACUUAUAAGCUGAGUCUCCACCCCGCUGAUGGCAAUGGGGUGGAUGGAAUGGGAUAAUGAAAGGGGUGGAGAGAGAAGUUGAUUCAGCUGCUUAGGAUGAGGGAGGCAAAGAAACUUCAGACCUCGGAGCUAGCUUCUGAGUCCAUCGAGGGUGGGGAGGGAAGGGGCACGACAAGGACUGAAGUCCUCCCAAUACGGGAGACAAGCUGGUCUUUGAGACACUACCGUGGCCAGCACACCAGCUCAUUGAAUGGUGAUUUUAUUACCCAGGACAUGGUUAAGCUGUAGUAUUCAUAGUGUUUAGAAAAGUAAUCCAUGAAGUAUAACUGAUCAAAAGUCGUGAGAUAUACCUAAAAAUGUUAGAAUGGUACAUUUUAUGCUACAUACAUUUACCACAAUAAUAAUAAUAAUGAAAGAAUACUCUUAAAUGAUCAUGAGCUUCUCAGGAAAGUACUCCUUGACUAUAUUUUACAACCUUUCAUGUAUUUGUUAACUGCCAGGUACUGUGAUGCAGUGAAUUAAAAAUGCACGUAAGGUGAGAUACACGUGCCCGUGCCCGGGGGCAGUGUGCUGAAAGAGUCCUCUGAACUGGGCGGAGAGAUGCAUUUAGGAGGAAGGACCAACCCCUCACAUCCAGGGUCCAGAGGGGCUGGCCCAGUGGGGUGUCCUCAGUUCCCAGGCUGGGAGCAGAAAAGGUGGUUUGAUGAUUCUUGCCAAGACUGCUUUUGCAUUCCCAAAAUAAAAUGUCACCUGAGUUGCUUGGUUCUUAGGCCUGUUCACAAGAGCUUUUUAAAACAAUCCACAAGGGAAAGAGUCAACCUUGAAUGCAAGUCUUUAUGUUAUCCAUCCUGCUACUAAGAACAGUGCCUGGGCAAGAGGAAGUGCCCAAUAAACAUGGGUGAAUGAAUGAAUCAGUUAUUAGAAGAGGAAGACAGGAAUGAGAAUGAACUCGAAAGGGGCUGUGCAUUACUACAAGCUCUGUUGUUGCAUAGUGAGCAUUUGUGAACUGAAGUCCUCACCAACAUUUUAUCUUUUGUUUUUCUCUUGAGUACUAUUUGGUCCUGAGUUCAAACACCUGACUUCCCAGUAAACCUUUAAAUACUCAUGGUCUGUUGUGUGGCUCCAGCAUGCCCUCUGAAAGGCAGUUUAGCACAGUAGUUGAGGGUAUAAUCUGGAGCCAGACAGCCUGGGUUUGCAUCUUAGCUGCACUCCUUCCAGCUGUGUGACCUUGAGCAAGUCACUUAAACUGUUAUGCCUCAGCUUCCUUACCUGUAAAAUGGGUAUGAUGAAAGUACCUACCUCACAAGAUGGUGAAGUUAAGCGAGUUACAAAUACAUAAAGUACUUGGAAGAAUGCCUGACAUACAGUGAAUGCUCCGUGAAUGCUGCUCUUGAAAGUCCCUCACCGUAUUAUUGACAAGAUUCAGCUGAUUUACAACACUAAUGAGGCUUUAGCGUGCACCCUAUGGCCACAGGUGCUUCCUUUCUCUGUGCCUUUUAUUCUGACUAGCAGUUCUAGCUAUCUGUGAAUAGGAAGAACACCUUAACUGACAUUAGAAACUCUGAAGUGUUACAAAGGGGAUUCCCUCCCUGGACAAUUUGACAUAUAUUUCACAUCCUAAUUCUACCUCUACUACCAAUCUUUUGUAGUUUAGACGGCUUCAAUUUCUCCAUCUCUGACAUGGAUAAUAAUUUACCUUACAUGACUCAUAUGGAAACUAAUCAAAUAUAUAUUGAAAUUUUAUCAAAGUACCUUAGCAAAUUAUUAAGUGUAAUGAAGAUGUGUUCAAAUGGCCCAGCACUGAUACUGGCAUUUUAAAAAAUACAUUGAAAACAGUAGUUGACUUGUUAAUAACCAUACUCUUUAAAAGCAGUAUUUUAAAGCUAAGUAGUGAUACCCCGAUAGAAGAAGCAAAAAAAGACAAUAUGUAGCCAUCUUGAUAUAGAGCAGAAAUUCAAAAUCAGAGUUUGGUAGGGUGAUAUUCCUAGGGACAUUGCACUUAAUGAUGGCCUUUGCUACUAUCAGGUCUUAUAGCAUAUUCUUUAGUAGUAAAUUACUAUAUAUGUAAGUGCACAAAUAUAUAUGCAAAUACAUAGUACACACAGUCAUGUAUUUAAGGAAAUGGUCUCUUCUCCAUAAUCUGAAGAUUCCUGGUAACUCCAUUUUAAUUUAAUAACAUACAUUCUCACUUGAUCUCAACUACCUGCUUCCUAGGAUGCCCUAUAAUUUAUACUGUUGACAUUACCUUGUGACAGGAAUUACGAGCACUACAGCCAGCUUGGGAUUCUUACAAAAUGAAUGAAAAAUAAAGAGGAAAAAGCAAUAACCAUGAAUGGGGAGGGGCUGGAGGUGGCAGGAGGAGAAGAGGAGGGUAGCUUGGCCCAGGAGUGGCAUUGGAAGUGGGAAAGGAGAGGGAGCUGACUGCCUGGGGACGUGUUAUUUUUCCUGUGGCUUCUUGCUCCUCUCCACCCCCACCUCUUCCAGUCUGAGCUUCGAGUACAGUUGAAUUUUCACCGCAGAACUUGGCUGGGUCUCCUCAGGGACUUUCUCUUUCCCAUCUUUCCAUAAAUUAUAGGUUUGCACAUGAGAGCAGAACAGAUGAUUCCCAUUAUCUUUUGGGUUGGGUUAGGAUUUUUUUUUUUUUUUUUUAAACCUCCUGCCCACUCUCAAAUGUGUAUCCUAGUUCAGGGAGGUGGAAUUUUUAUUAACAGUGGCCCAUCCACCAACGAAUUGCUCCCCUCUUCCUUAAUAGGAUGGUUUUAAUCUGGUUUCCUUGACCAAUGUGACUGUGAUCAUUUUCCUUGGCCUUUAAAUACUCUCAGGAAGUCAUUGCUGCAGGAGAACAGGGCCUGUCGGAGUUGUUCACCCAUAACCCCAGCACCUGGAACCGUGCCCAGCGUCCUGCAGACUCCCCAUGAAUGUAUAUGUAUUUUGGUGGUAGCAUGACAUUUCUAGGGCACUAUUAUACUUUCAUAAAUGACCCAUCAGAUCAUUGGAAAGGCAUCGGACAGAUCCAAAAGAGUUAAUUUACCCCAGAGCAUAGAGGUCAUUUAUAGGUAGGGUGUAAGGCUCACUAAAAGCUAGAGCCACUGUAAGUAGUUCAGGUUUAUUGAGCUCCAACCCUGGGCACUCUUUCUGAUUAGAUACCCAGACCAGA